Lachancea mirantina is the source of this 708-nucleotide messenger RNA. The record is from the annotation of a GenBank genome assembly. Lineage: Eukaryota; Fungi; Ascomycota; Saccharomycetes; Saccharomycetales; Saccharomycetaceae.
AUGGUUGAAUUACGUCGUUCUAGCAGAGUCAAUGGUUCUAAGCGUGCGCAUGACCCCGAACAAACUGUGGAGUCGCCCCCGAAGAAAUCAAGAACAGCUAAGACUGAAGAGAAAGGGCAGACCAAAACCUCAAAAGAGCUUGAAAUUGGUGACAAAUUACCUCAAUUGACAUUGCAAAAUCAAGACGGCGAAGAUGUCGACCUUAAAGAAGUCUGUCGUCAGAAUAAGAUUGUAGCUAUAUUUGCAUAUCCUAAAGCAAGCACUCCUGGGUGUACCCGUCAAGCUUGUGGUUUCCGCGACAACUACAGUGAAUUGAAGAAAUACGCUGCUGUAUUCGGCAUCAGCGCUGAUUCCGUCAAGUCCCAAAAGGGUUUCCAAACCAAACAAUCGCUGCCUUAUGACCUUUUAUCAGACCCUAAACGUGAACUUAUAGGACCCCUCGGUGCUAAGAAAACGGCACAAGCUGGUGUAACACGUUCGCAUUGGAUUAUAGUCGACGGAAAGCUUAAAUUCAAGAGAGUUAAAGUGUCGCCAGAAGUUUCGGUCCGGGAUGCUUUGAAAGAGGUAUUGGAAUGUGCAGAAGAUUCUACGUCGGACAAAGCAGAAGACAAGCCUGAAACAGAUGGAGCGAAGGAAGAGCCCAAUAAAGUUGCUGGAGAAGUAACAGAGCUCAAAGAAGAGGAAGUUGCAGAAGCCAAAGAAGAGUAA